Owenia fusiformis is the source of this 838-nucleotide messenger RNA. Lineage: Eukaryota; Metazoa; Annelida; Polychaeta; Sabellida; Oweniidae. The record is from the annotation of a GenBank genome assembly.
UGUGAUUUGACACAAAAGACGCAAUGAAAAAAGACGACGUAUUAAGCGAACGAAGUUGACAGAAGUAUGGAGUACUUGAAAAUGAUACAGUUGUUGGUUGUAUUUUUGUUUAUCACAAAUGAAGGCGCCGAAACUGAUGUUAAGGACAUUAUAAAUGGCCGCCCGGGAGACACAAUAAAUGUACCAUGUACAAGAGCGGGUCUGAAUACAAUACAGCUGGAAUGGCGUAAGGAUGAACAAACCAAAGUGACGUGGGACAAGAAAAGUGGAAAGCCAGUUUAUAAAAAUGAAGAAGAUGAAGUCAAGUAUACAGUGAAUACAUCUCACGGUUUGAUAAUUGCCAAAGCUGAUUCUACCGAUGAUGGUACAUACACAUGCAUAUUUAAAAGAAACGAUAACAAUGGCUCGCGAACCAAUACUGAGAAUACAGAGGCUAGAGUAUGGCCACAUUGCGAUCCACCACAAACAGAUGGCCAUUCUGUGUAUAGUCCAAUGAAAGGCACAUAUAACGAAGGAGAAAGUGUACAAUUCAUGUGCCACACCGAAAACAAAACUGUUAAAUGUAUUGAAUCUGGUCACGGUAGCGACUGGUCUCCAAAACCCCCGAUGUGCAAGGAUGAUCAAGUUGGAGUUCCAGACGGGUCAUUAGUUGCCAAAAUAGUACUCCCCAUCGUUGGUGUAAUCGCAGUAGUAGUAGCGAUUUCGGCAUAUUGUAUAAUUCGACACCGGAAAAAGAAAACAACAGACGACGGGGCAGAGCUUAACGAUCUUAGUGGAAGCAAAAAGAAACGUGAUGAAGAAGAAGCAUUUAUUGACACAAAUGCAAACACAGAAAGUG